AUGAACAUUUUAAAUGGAUUAUAUGAUGAGGUUGAUGUGGCGGACUCUUUGAAUUUUCCUCAAACAUCAAAAUUAGAGCACGAAAAGAUUGACAAUUUAAAAAUAUUUGACGAUGACUUUGAAAAGAUGGUUGAACAUAUGAAGUUAUCAAUACAUUUACCACAAUCACAUGAGCUAGAGGAUGAAAAUAUGUUUGAUUUAAGUCUACUAGGUGAAGGGUUUGAAAAAAUGGAAGAUUCAGACAAUUUUUUAACUCAUUUACAACAAACAGCAGUUCGAGAUGCUAAAUUGCAAACCCAUAUUGAAGAUUGUGAAAAAAUUAAUGAAACUAAAAUAAAAAUGCCCCAACAGGGACAAAACAUACUCAAAUUUAAGAACUUUAAAAACAAGGAGAAGACUCCUUUCAUAGUUUAUUCAGAUUUGGAAAGCGUGUUAAAAUUAACCAACGAUCUAAAGAAACCACAGCUACACGUUCCAGCUGCUGUAGGAGAAAAUUGCAUGCAAUGGUUUGCAGAUGAAAUAGCUCAAUUAGCUGAAGAUAUAGCAACAGUAUUUUGGUGCCCAUAUGAUAUUGAUAUGACUGCUGACCAGGAAGCUGAAUUUAGAAAAGCAACACACUGUCAUAUAUGUGAAGAGCCAUUUACUGCCGAAGAUAAAAAAGUUAGAGACCAUUUUCAUUUAAUUCCAAACAAUAACUAUAGAGGCGCUUCACAUGAAGAAUGCAACUUAAAUUAUCAAGACACCCAUGUUGUUCCAGUUGUUUUUCAUAAUUUGAGUGGUUAUGACGCCCACUUUAUAAUUACAGACAUUGCGACCCAAAUGAAAGGAACUAUUGAUCUUUUACCGAUCACCAAAGAAAAAUACAUAUCUUUUACAAAGCACAUUAAUGAGUAUCCAGUAAAAUUCCGAUUUAUCGAUAGUUUUCGAUUUAUGGCUUCAUCUUUAGAUAAGUUGUCAUCAUAUCUUGAAGAAUUUCCUAAUUUAAAGAGUCAGUUCCAGGAGUUACCCGAAAAAAAGUUUAAUCUGCUUACAAAGAAGGGUGUAAUGCCAUAUGACUACUUUGACUCUUUUGAUCGAUUUAGCGAAACAUGUUUACCUCCAAUUGACUCAUUUUAUAACAUGUUGGAGGAUAAGCCCUGCCCUAGUAGGAUGUAUCUUCGAUCAAAUCAUGUUUGGAAUCAAUUUGCAUGUAAAAAUUUGGGGGAAUAUGUAGAUUUAUACUUGAAGACUGAUAUUAUGCUUCUUGCAGACGUUUUUGAACGGUUUCGCACUAGCUGUCGCAAAACGUAUAAUUUGGAACCUGCAAAAUAUUUUACCCUACCUGGUUUCACUUUUGAUGCUAUGCUGAAGCAUACAAAUCAAGAGAUUGAACUAUUAACAGAUAUUGAUAUGUUUUUAUUUGUUGAAAAAGGCAUACGGGGAGGUUUAUCUCAAGUUUGCUCGAAACGACGAUCUCACGCAAAUAAUAGAUAUAUGCCUUCCUAUGAUACCUCUAAAACAGACUCUUAUCUAAUGUAUUUUGAUAUUAAUAAUCAAUAUGGCUAUGCUAUGUCCCAACCACUUCCAUAUGCGGGAUUUGAAUGGGCUGACACUAACAUUGAUGUGACCACAAUUCCUGAUGAUGCUGCUGAAGGAUAUAUGUUAGAGGUAGACCUGGAAUAUCCUGAACAUCUUCACGACCAUCAUAAAGAUAUACCAUUUUGUGCUGAACAUAUUAAUCCAAAGACUAGUAAGCCUCCAAAAACCUGUAAAGAACUCACCAAAUUAAUGGCUACCCUUCAUUCAAAAACAAAGUAUGUGAUCCACUACCGCACUUUAAAGCAAGCUUUAGCUCAUGGAUUGAGACUUACCGAAAUACAUAGAGUAUUGAAAUUUAAACAGAGUCCUUGGCUGAAGAGCCACAUCGACCUCAACACUGAGCUACGUAAAAAGGCCACGAAUGAGUUUGAGAAAAAUUUAUUCAAACUAAUGAACAAUGCUGUUUUCGGUAAAACUCUCGAAUCGGUUCGUAAAAGAUUAUCAGUGAAGCUACUAAAUAAAUGGGAGGGUAGGUAUGGGGCGGAAUUCUUCAUUAGUAAACCCGAAUUUAAAAAUUGUGUGAUAUUUAACGAGAACUUGGUAGCUGUUGAACUAAGAAAGUUGGAAAUAUAUUUAAAUAAGCCAAUCUAUAUUGGACAAGCUAUUCUUGAUCUAGCAAAGACUACUACAUACGAUUUUCAUUAUGAUUAUAUAACAUCAAAGUUUGAGGAAUGCUCCGCGUUGUACACGGAUACGGAUAGUUUGAUAUAUGAAAUUCGAAAUCAAAAUCCCUAUGACGUCAUAAAGCGAGAUUGUUACAAAUAUUUUGAUACAUCUGACUAUGAGCAGCCUAAUAUUUAUAAUAUUCCAUCGGUAAAUAAAAAAGUGUUAGGUUUAAUGAAAGAUGAAAAUAAUGGUAUUCCAAUGACCGAUUUUGUGGGGCUUAGAUCAAAAAUAUAUUUAACAAAAGUAGUGCAAACUGAAGCAGAUAUUAAGAAAAAAAGAAGAAAGCUUGAAGAAGAGGCAUAUGAUGGGGAUGAAAUUGAUGAAAUUAUUAAAAAUUUUGGUGUUUCAAAAAAGGCAAAGGGAGUAAAGUCAUCUGUUGUCAAGACAAAAAUCAAUUUUUCAGAUUUUAUUGACUGUCUAGAAACUUGCACAAAAGUGGUUACCCAAAAUUUAAUACGCUCGGAAAAACAUAAAGUACAUUCAAUUAAACAGGAAACAAUAGCUUUAAGUGUUCAAGAUGAUAAACGAUAUCUAAUACCUGAUUCCAAUGAAACUUUACCCUGGGGACACUAUUCGAUUAAAUAA
Molecule: messenger RNA, 2829 nt
Organism: Psylliodes chrysocephalus
Lineage: Eukaryota; Metazoa; Arthropoda; Insecta; Coleoptera; Chrysomelidae
Source: the annotation of a GenBank genome assembly